Culicoides brevitarsis is the source of this 1588-nucleotide messenger RNA. Its product is annotated as otefin-like. The coding region runs from base 241 to 1392 and encodes 383 amino acids. The record is from RefSeq and is a predicted model, not a curated record. NCBI's taxonomy places the organism in Eukaryota, Metazoa, Arthropoda, Insecta, Diptera, Ceratopogonidae. The transcript is spliced from 2 exons. Gene Ontology annotation, molecular function: chromatin DNA binding. Gene Ontology annotation, biological process: nuclear envelope organization; negative regulation of BMP signaling pathway.
AGAAUGUUAGUGGGUUGUGAAUAACCGACAAACGACUCGCCUGAGUAGUCUUAUUAUUUAAUUGCAUUUUCCAUUGAUAAAUCACCAUUUAAAUAGUUUCGAGGGCACUUUGAGAAUAUUUGGUGAUUCUUCGAAUUCCGCAUUUUCAAGGUUAAUGACCACACUCUAGUAGCUAUUUGUUUAUCGUACAGUCUUAUUUGACGAAAUAUUGUGAAAUCUCGUGAACAACUUUUAUCCAAGAUGACCGAUUAUGACAGCUUAUCGAAUGAGGAAUUGCGUGUUGAAUUGCUAAAAUACGGAUUUGCGAAUAUACCAGUGACAUCAACUACGCGGAAAGUCCUCGUUCGGAAAUUAAAGAAUCAUCUCGAGUCGGAAAAAUCCAAGACGCGUCGAGAUACGUUCCAUGUGACGAAAUACUCAUCGGGCGAAGAUGACGAUGGCUUAGUGGUAGAAGUUUCAAAGAAAAAGACUACUAAUCGAAGAGCUACAAUGGCUGCGCCCGAAAUGACCGUUUCUAAGAGGAAUGAAACAAAUGGUCGUGCAAGUCCAAGCAGAAAAAGCGUCAGUAAAAUUCCAACUGCAGUUGAAGAGAAAGAGGCAACUCGUAAAAGCAGCCGUAGAACGCCACAAAAAAUCUCGACUGAGUUUGAUUCGGUCGAGGAAACGGACGAAGAGGUGCAACUCAUUUCCGAUACACGUCGCAAAUCAAAAAGUCCGUCACUUUCAAAAACAAAGGUAGUGACAACAUCAUAUAAGAACCGAGCGCCUGUCAUUGUGGAGGCCGAAAUCGAUGAGCCAUUGUACGUGCCUGACGAUGACGAACAAGAUGAAGAAGACGAUGACUAUUUGCCGUUGACACAAAAGUUCCCUGCGUCCACACGAAAAGCUUCACCAGCAAGACCUGAUGUCAAGAAACGACAAACGAUUGCCCCAACAACGCUCGAGUCUACAUCGUACGUCUCGCCCAAAUUUAAUAGGCCAUCUUUAACAGCAUCAUACAAUUACAGCUCACCCAUAACGACUAGUAAUCGACGAACUACUCUAGCUACUGCCCCUGUGGCUGUUUCUUCCCAAAACGAUGAUGCUUUAAAUGACUCAUUUGAUGCGGACUAUACUUCGCCAUACCUGUCGGACUUCACACGUCGUCUAUCACGGUUAAAAGCGGAACCUUUAUCGCAGAAGAAACCUGUUGUCGCUGUCUCUCGAACCAACAAAGAUGUUUAUUAUCGGACCGGAAAUAUUGCACCAAGAGGAACUUCAUCUCAAAGUCCAGACACACUUAAAGGAUCCGUUCGUGAAGUUUUUCGCUCACUAUCGUCAUAUAAAAAAUUCUUCUUGUUCGUUUGUUUCUUGCUUUUGGUCAUUUUUGUCUUGGUCAUGUUUUACUUUUAACUUAAUCAACAUUUAAGAACAAAUAUUUUUUUAUGAUGAUUUUUAACAAAAAAAAAAAAAAAAACAUCGGAAAUUUUAUGACGCUAACAAACUCAACUAACCUCCACUAGGUGUAAUGUAAAGUUGAUUUAUUUUUUUUUUACUAAUGUUUAAACUUAAUCUUUGUUAAUUGAAGCAUUAUGAAAAUAAAGUUUAU